AGUAAGACAGGCAAAAAAACAUUAGGCUACUGCGGUGCGUGGUUUAGCCACAACACGCUGCACGGUAAAAUCAAACGCUACUAAGUUACAGAGAACAGAAAGCGGCAGCCAGCCACAAAAGACACUCAGCUCUCCGUUUCUCGUAAUUCGGGCAACCCGUUUUCACUCCUCUCGAGAUCUUCCUUUCUUUUUCGCUUUAUUUUUAAUCCGAGUUUAUUAUACUUUUGUUUGUUCUGCUGCAUUUUUUUUUUUGGUUCGAAGUCUCUUUGGCAGACGGAGGAGGAGAGAGAGGAGGAGAGAGAGCUGGAAAAUCCCCCAUGGAGGAUGAAGAACCACUGGUUUCUUCGUUGUUUUGACGGACUUUUCAUCAAAAACAUCAGGACACUCCCUAGGGUUUUCCUGAGAUGAUUUUGUACUUAUAAUGUGAUGGGGUGAACGUUUGAAUCGACCAUGGGGAGUUUGAGUAGUGAUGAGGAUCUGUUCUUUGAAGCCCGGGAGGAUAUUUCCUCCGUAUCCGAUUCAAGCCCUGACUGCCCAGAAAAUUUGGAGUCUGAUCAUGGGGUUGUUGUUUCCUCGCCUAGCGUUUUUAGUUAUGAGGUUUGGAUUAAGAACCUGGACAGCAUUCAUGAACGGCGCAAUAAAUUUCUCAAAUUGAUGGGUUUCAAUGUGGAUGAAACUGUCGCACAUGACCCUGUUAAUGCAUGUUCACAGGAAGGAGAAGUUGAGACUGAUAGAAUGACAGAACAUAGUGGUUCUGUUCUAAGGUCAUCAAGCUUUGAUGAUAGGUUUUCAUCAAGUCAUUCUUCAAUGUCGUGUUGGUCCAGCAAUACCUUAGAGUUGUUAGAUGGAGCACUGGAAGAGAAUUUUGAAUGCAGAAUUAGGAAUUUGGAUAAUGGGUCAGAGUUCAUUGUGGAUGAACUAGGGCAGGAUGUCAUGUCAGGGAGAAUUCGUGAAGUGGGCUCAAACCGGUUGCUUACUGUUGCAGAGUUUGAGAGGAAUCUUGGGUUAUCACCUUUGGUUCAGCAAGCGAUGCGGAGAAAUGCUGAAGAGGCAUCUGAUCUCAGGACAGCAAGAAAGAAGGUAAAGAGGGGAUGGUUGAGGAGAUUGGGUGCCGUUGCUUGCAUAGUUGAUAGACAAUUGUAUGCUGAAGGUAUCAAUUAUAAUGGCCAGUAUUCUCUUUCUAGGGCUAGGGCUCAAAUGGUUCGAGUUCGUUCAUAUAAGAAACGGUUCAAGGAACUUUCAGCUCUUUAUAUGGGACAAGAAGUUGCAGCCCAUGAAGGUUCAAUUUUGACUAUGAAAUUCAGUCCUGAUGGCCAGUACCUUGCAAGUGCAGGUGAAGAUGGAAUAGUGCGUGUUUGGCAGGUGAUUGAGUCUGAGAGGUCAGAUGAGUUUGGCAGACUUGAUAUUGAUCCAUCACAUGUAUACUUCACAGUUAAUAGUCAUUCUGAAGUAGUUCCACUUCAUGCCGAUAAAGAGAAAAACAGUAAGUUCAAGGAUUUGCGAAAAAAUUCACACUCAGCUUGUGUCAUCUUGCCUCAGAAAAUAUUUCAGAUAUCAGAGAAACCAAUCCAUGAAUUUUAUGGUCACCGUGGAGAGGUCUUGGAUCUCUCCUGGUCAAAGAACAAGUAUAUUUUAUCAUCUUCUACUGAUAAGACUGUUCGCUUGUGGCAAGUGGGAUGUAACCGGUGCCUACAAGUCUUUUCCCACAAUAACUAUGUUACAUGUGUUCAGUUUAAUCCCAUGGAUGAUGAUUCAUUCAUCAGCGGUUCCAUAGAUGGGAAAGUUCGCAUCUGGACAAUUCCUGGUUGUCAAGUUAUUGACUGGAUUGAUAUAACCGAAAUUGUUACUGCAGUUUGUUAUCGCCCUGAUGGAAAGGGUCUAGUUGUUGGCUCAAUGACUGGCAAUUGUCGCUUCUAUGAUGCAUCUGAUGGUCGUCUGCAGCUGCAUGCCCAAAAGUGCUUACAGGGUAAGAAGAAGUCAGCAUCCAAGAGGAUAACUGGCUUUCAGUAUUUCUCCAGUGAUCCAUCCAGAUUAAUGGUCACUUCUGCUGAUUCAAAAGUCCGAAUCCUUGAUGGUGUUGAUGUGAUAUGCAAAUAUCGAGGCAUCCACAAUGCAGGAAGCCAAAUAUCUGCAUUGUUCACCUCAGGUGGGACACAUAUUAUAUCUGCAAGUGAGGAUUCUAAUAUAUAUGUCUGGAACUAUGCUAUCAAGGAUGGUCCUGUGCCUCGCGUAAAGACCAAUUGGGCAUGUGAGCAUUUCUUCUCGAACAAUGCAUCAGUUGCUAUACCUUGGCCUGGGUUGGCAUGUGGGAACUCUGCAUCUUCAGAUAUAAUGAGAACAACAUUGCCCUUUAUGAACUCAGAGAGAUGUAAUGAAGAACAAAUGUCGGUACACAAAGAGUUGGGUGAGAGUUCACAAUGCAAAUCGUCAUUUUCUUCACCUGAUCAAUUUUCACUGAGCCAUGGAUUUUUCUCCGAGUCAUUGCCAAAGGGUUCUGCAACCUGGCCAGAGGAAAAUCUUCCUUCCUCAUUAAGCAUGUCGCCUAAAAUGUUUAAAUCCCAGUACAAGUUUUUGAGGACAUCUUACCAGAGCGUCCAUGGUUCACCUCAUGCAUGGAAUUUGGCGAUAGUAACCGCUGGAUGGGAUGGACGGAUCAGAUGGUUCCAGAAUUAUGGAUUGCCAGUUCGCCUUUAGAAACUUUGGAUUGUACAGACUAUCAAGCAAUAAUUUCUAUGGAAAUUUGCCUUUAUCUUUGGCGAGACUCAUCUCUGGGGUCAGCAGGUGAUGUGCUGUACGGUGGACAUUCAUGAGCUACGGUUGAGAUGCUGAGCAAUGUUGUCUGGUUGACCAAGAUUUUUUAGGUGCAGAACAAUUGAACACCGAUGACCUUCUAUAUUUAGCUGGCUUUAUCCAGUGUAUAUAUCAUUCUUUAAUUUAUAUAUUCAGCAGUAUGGUGGCUGCAUGCCCAGUCUGAAAUGUGGGGCUCUGUCCAGUGUCGACCACCAAGGGAAGCCAAGGUAUAUUGGUAUUUUUUGGAGUUCGAUUUGUUGAAGGGCGCUGGGCAAAAUUAGCAUUGGCUGCAGGGAAUUGGACGUGGCAGACGCGAAGGAUUUUCAAUUGAUUUCAUCAUAUGAUUGCUGCUUUUGGAUUUCUGAUUUUACCAUUUAUUAUCCCCGAGCUUCUAACUUGGGAGGGUUACUUGUCAGGAGCAGCUGGUAUUUGGCUAAUCUCAAGGCUCCAACCUUCUCAGUUCCCAGGAAAGCAGGGCCAAUCAAAAUCGGGUACAAGCUUUUGUAUUUAUUUAUUUUUUUCUUUCUUGAAGUUACUUUUUGUCUUUGGUCGCUUUCCAACACAGUAAUUCAUUGCAAACAAAAAGAAUAUACAUGUAUUAGAUAUGGUAUGUCAUUCUAAUUGUAAUAUAUACAUUUUGAAAAGAAAUUUGUCAUGUUCGUUACUUAC
Molecule: messenger RNA, 3459 nt
Organism: Jatropha curcas
Lineage: Eukaryota; Viridiplantae; Streptophyta; Magnoliopsida; Malpighiales; Euphorbiaceae
Molecular function (GO): protein binding
Source: RefSeq, a predicted model, not a curated record